ACUUCCGCUCGGUCACGUGACAGCACUGUUUCCGGGUAUGUGUACUUUGACUCAUGUGAUCAUAUGGCAACAGACAUGGGAAUAGAAACUUACUGUGACAGCUCACGGUAAGACUGGUAAACAUAGUGUGUGAUCCAAAAUGCUCCCAUCCUCCUGUGACACCUUCGUGGCUCUGCCCCCCUCCACUGAGGGACAACGCAUCAUCUUUGGGAAAAACUCUGACAGGCCUUGUGAUGAAGUCCAGGAGGUGGUGUAUUUUCCUGCCAACAACUAUGUUGCAGGGGAGAAAGUUGAGUGUACAUACAUAGAGAUUGAGCAGGUGGCCCACACUUAUGCAGUUGUGUUGAGCAAACCAGCCUGGCUGUGGGGUGCAGAAAUGGGCGCAAAUGAGCAUCAAGUGUGUAUUGGAAAUGAAGCAGUGUGGGGCAAAGAGAGUGCAGAUGAUGAUGAAGCUCUUCUCGGCAUGGAUCUUGUCAGGCUCGGACUGGAGAGAGCCAAUACAGCUGAAAAAGCUGUGGAUGUUAUUACUGAGCUGCUGGGGAAAUAUGGCCAGGGAGGAACUUGCAUGGAGGAUGAGAGCAGCUUCACCUACCACAACAGCUUCCUCAUCUCAGACAGGAAGGAGGCAUGGCUGCUGGAAACAUCUGGGAAGCACUGGGCAGCAGAGAGAGUGGAAGGUGGAUAUUGCAACAUCUCGAACCAGUAUGGCAUAACCACUAAAAUAGACAAGGAACACCCAGAGAUGAGGGAAUAUGCACGGAGCAAGGGCUGGUGGGACGGAAAGAGUCAGUUCAACUUUGCCACGGUCUACUCCUUCAUGACUACAGGCAGGAUAGAAGCCUCUGGGGGCCGGUACUGUGAGGGGAAGAAGCUGCUGCAGAAGAGCGACGGUCACAUCACUGCUGAGACGAUGAUGGCUAUCCUGAGGGAUAAAGACAGUGGCAUCAACAUGGAGGGCAUGUUCAUGUCGACAGGAAGUAUGGUGUCUGUGAUACCCACGAAUCCUGCUCUGCCAGGGGUCCACUACUUUACAGCGACUCCAGACCCUGAUAGGUCUGUAUUCAAACCUUUCAUCUUUGUGAAGAAUGCCAACGAGCUGAAGGAGACGACUUCUCCCAGUUACGGUCCAGAUGACCCCGUAAAGAAGAAACCCCGCUUCCAGAGCAAACCUGACCGCAAACAUGAGUUGUUUGUCAAACAUGAACUGGUGGCUGCCAUCAUCGAGUCCUACAAGGACAGAGGAAGGAAGAUCACUGAAAGUAUGAGGCAGCUGGAGAAGUUGAAGAUGACACAGAUGGAGGAGUUUCUCUCACAUGGUAUUGAGGAACCAGAUUUAUUGGCGGAUCUGUUCCCGAGGUCUGUUAAGGAAGAGAUGGCUGUGUACGGCAAGAGCUGAAACCACAAAACACGUCUUCAAACAAAAGCGACAGUAGCACUAGCUUUACCUUUUAUUUAGGUGCAAGUACAAUCAUGCUUGUAUCAUAAAUCAGAACACACUGAAUAGUAAUUAACAUUUUUGCUUAAAAAUUAAGCAGUUAAGGAUGCUGAGGCAGUAAAAUAUACAUAUGCCAUGUUGUACAAUCUGAACUUAAGCACUGACCAGAAAUACAGUAAGGAACAAAUUCAUUAUGUGGUUCAUGUUUUGAGGGUUCUGCAAUAAAAUGUAUUAAACAAACAAAACAACAUAAUAAUAAUAAUAAAUAAAUAAAAACAAAUGCCUUUGA
Epinephelus moara (kelp grouper) is the source of this 1724-nucleotide messenger RNA. It is a transcript of the gene scrn3, whose product is annotated as secernin 3. The record is from RefSeq and is a predicted model, not a curated record. Gene Ontology annotation, biological process: proteolysis. NCBI's taxonomy places the organism in Eukaryota, Metazoa, Chordata, Actinopteri, Perciformes, Serranidae. The transcript is spliced from 8 exons. The coding region runs from base 140 to 1396 and encodes 418 amino acids. Gene Ontology annotation, molecular function: dipeptidase activity; cysteine-type exopeptidase activity.